This is a messenger RNA of Gymnodraco acuticeps, 2255 nucleotides long. It is a transcript of the gene fscn2b, whose product is annotated as fascin actin-bundling protein 2b, retinal. Gene Ontology annotation, cellular component: actin cytoskeleton; cytoplasm. Bases 263 to 1735 code for a protein of 490 amino acids. Gene Ontology annotation, molecular function: actin filament binding; protein-macromolecule adaptor activity. The record is from RefSeq and is a predicted model, not a curated record. NCBI's taxonomy places the organism in Eukaryota, Metazoa, Chordata, Actinopteri, Perciformes, Bathydraconidae. Gene Ontology annotation, biological process: cell migration; actin filament bundle assembly; establishment or maintenance of cell polarity. The transcript has 7 exons.
GGCGUGGAGAUAAGCAAAAUUAGUCUGCAGAGAAAGAGAGGUAGAAGCCAGACCUAAAGAGAGAUCAAGGCUGACUCAAGUCUCUCUGCCUGAUUAGGGAGAGGAGGGUUAGUGGUGGGAUCCCCGAUCAACACAACGCCAGAGCCAUCGAGAGAGAAGAAUUACAAGAGGACGCCUGGAGAAAAAGAAGCCUCUUAAAUCUGGGAGCUGGAAUUAGAGCCGCAAGAAACUGCAGAGGGGAAGCCACAAAACCACAGUGAAGAUGCCUGCUGAUGGGAAUCGUCCUCUGAAGCUGCAGUUUGGUCUGAUAAACCACGAGGGUCGCUACCUCACCGCGGAGGCUUUUGGCUUCAAGCUGAAUGCGUCAGCUCCCAGCCUGAAGAAGAAGCAGAUCUGGACUCUGGAGCAGGACCCUCAGGACCCCCAGGUGGUCUACCUGCGCAGCCACCUGGGCCGCUACCUGGCCUCCGACAAGGACGGCAGGGUGACCUGUGAGGCCGACGGGCAGAAUGCAGACUGCCGCUUCCUCAUCGUGGCUCAGUCCAAUGGCAGCUGGGCCCUGCAGUCCGAGCCUCACCUACGCUUCUUCGGUGGGUCUCGAGACCACCUGUCCUGCUUCGCCCAGCUCAUUACAGACGCCGAGCUGUGGGCCGUUCACCUGGCGCUACACCCCCAGGCCAACCUGCUGUCCGUGGCCCGAAAGCGGUACGCCCACCUCUCCAUGGAGGACGGGGAGAUCGCCGUGGAUAUGAACAUCCCCUGGGGGGUGGCGGCGCUCCUCACCCUGGUGUACCAGGAGGGAAAGUACUGCCUAAAGACCUGCGACAGCCGCUUCCUCAGCAACGAUGGGAAGCUGGUGACGCAGAGCGGGAGGGCGACUGCAUACACGCUGGAGUUGAAGUGUGGGAAGCUGGCCUUUAAAGACUGUGAGGGGAAGUAUCUGUCCCCCAUGGGGCCCACGGGCACCCUGAGGUCCGGACGCUGCUCCAAGCCAGGCAAAGAUGAACUGUUUGAUCUGGAGGAGAGCCACCCACAGGUGGUCCUGACCGCCGCCAAUGGGCGAUAUGUCUCCAUAAGACAAGGAGUAAGCCUUGCAGCCAAUCAGGAGGACGAGACGGACAUGGAGACGUUUCAGAUGGAGAUCGACAAAGAAACCAGGAAGUGCACGUUCCGCACCAGCCAAGGGAACUACUGGGACCUGGUGGCCCACGGAGGCAUCCAGAGCUCAGCCACUGAAGUGUCAGCUACCAGCAUGUUUUCAGUGGAGUGGCUCGGCCACAAGGUGGCACUAAAAGCUACCAAUGGGAAAUACAUCUGCACCAAGAAGAACGGCCAGCUGCUGGCUGUCAGUGACUCCAUAGGCGAGGACGAGCAGCUGACGUUGAAACUGAUCAACAGGCCGAUGCUGAUCCUGAGAGGAGAGAACGGCUUCAUCUGUCAUCACAAGAACUCCAACCUGCUGGACGGCAGCCGGUCCGUCUACGACAUCUUCAGCCUGCAGUUCAGCAACGGGGCGUACCACAUCAGAGGAGUGGACGGUCGGUUCUGGUACGUGAACAGCUCCGGGCUGGUGUGUUCAGACGGGGAAGUUCCUGAGGAUUUCACUGUGGAGCUGCUGGAGCACGGCCGCCUCGCCAUCCGGGGGAAGAACAGAAAAUACCUGCGAGGAGACCAGGGAGGAACGCUGAAGGGAGACGGACUCAGCCUGAGCAGCUCGGCCCUGUGGGAGUAUUAAAACAUUACAUUAUCAGUAUGACGUCAAGAGUCUAAAGGUCUGUGACACUUUAAGGUGGAAGAUAUUUACGCACCAGAGACGAGUUGCAACUUGUACUGAAUUCAUCGCACAUUUUCCAGCUUCCUGUUACAAAGAAGUCACAGCCUCACACCACAGGAGAGUGAGAACGAGAACCAAGAGAAGUCCUGGUGGCGUGAACAAUGCUUUGGAUCAAACAGCGGCAUGAGUGUGAAUGAACUUUAGAGUUUUUGUGUUGUUCCUUAAGAUUUUUUCCAAAGAGCAUGCGAUGCAAGAUCUAUUUAUUGUCCAAUCUAACAUCUCCAUCUUUAGAAAUAAAAUCCUCCUUUCAAUAAAGACAAGUAGACGUUCUCAAUGUCCUUCAGCCCCUGAAGAUGUAAAACCAAAACCUUCUUUCUCCUUGUCUUCAUGUUCCCAAACGUUCUCCCUCUCCUUACAGGUGUGAUAUUAUUGACAGCACAGUGGUAAAACUAUGGUGGCCGAAAGGGGCAAACGCAUUACU